AUGACACUACCGACGAGUUCCGAACAGUCUCGCAUAGCAGAAGCCUCUUGUACAUCGCCUCCAGAUGAGUAUGUCAAUCCAGUGUAUUUAAAUCCAUUCUCUCAACUCACAUCUCAACAGCAACAGCAACAGCAACAGUUGUUUCUUACGCAACUUCUACUUUCCGGAGUCACUUGUCCACCAUUAAAUCCGUUAGCAAAUGCUUUACAGUAUCUCCUACAUAAUAGUGCGCUGUAUCUGCAGCAGCAGCAACAGCAGCAAACUUUUCCUUCUUGUCCAAUUCCAUCAGUAUUAAUCGAUAGUCAUAAACCAAACGAAUCAAGUCUACCUGUAAAUUUAAAACAUAAACGUGAUUCAUCUGUAUCAGUACCCAUUGAUUGCAGCCUAUCCGAUACGAAUGGAAAAUCAGUACCAGAUGAUGAUGAUAAUUCGCCGACGAUCGCUACAACACUUGCAACAUUACAUUCGAACACUAAUGAAUCGACGACUGUGGAUGGAAUCAAUCUAGAUGAAAUUAAACAAUUUGCUAAAGCAUUCAAACUACGUCGUUUAGCGUUGGGUUUGACUCAGACCCAAGUUGGUCAAGCUUUGAGUGUCACACGUGGACCAGCAUAUAGUCAGUCAGCCAUAUGUCGGUUCGAAAAGCUCGAUAUAACGCCGAAAAGUGCAUCAAAAAUCAAACCAGUUCUCGAGAAAUGGAUGCGAGAUGCAGAAUUGAAAUAUGCUGAUAGAUUAAAGAAUGGACCAACGAAUCUGCAAGAUCUCGUCACUGAUCUAAAUACAAAGAAGCGCAAGCGGCGAACAUCAUUCACUCCUCAAGCAUUGGAGAAACUCAAUGAUGCAUUUGAACUGAAUACCCACCCAUCCGGUAUCGAUAUGUCAUCGCUUGCUCAAGAAUUAAAUUACGAUCGCGAAGUAAUACGCGUUUGGUUUUGUAAUAAACGUCAGGCAUUGAAGAAUUCCGUAAAAAAAUUCAAAUCGAAUCAGAUAAAUGAAGAUAAUGAAUCGACAUCUAGUUUGCUACUGGAGAAUCAUUCAAGUACUGGGCAAGAUGAAAUUUGA
Adineta ricciae is the source of this 1062-nucleotide messenger RNA. NCBI's taxonomy places the organism in Eukaryota, Metazoa, Rotifera, Eurotatoria, Adinetida, Adinetidae. The record is from the annotation of a GenBank genome assembly.